Molecule: messenger RNA, 1395 nt
Organism: Rhizophagus irregularis DAOM 181602=DAOM 197198
Lineage: Eukaryota; Fungi; Glomeromycota; Glomeromycetes; Glomerales; Glomeraceae
Source: RefSeq, a predicted model, not a curated record
AUGGUGGCUAAUCUAAAAAAUAUACUGAAUUAUAUUUCCAGCAUAAAGUUUUUUUGUUAUAUUGUAAGUACAAAGGUUGAAAACACUCUUGAAAUUACUGGCAGAUCAGAUACCUCCAUUGCGAAGCUUAAAAACUUAAUCUAUGAGAAAAAAAGGCGUGUUUUUAAAAAUGAAUUUGAAGCUUGCGAUCUGAUUCUAUGGAAGGUUGAUAUUUCUGCUGAAGGGUUCAAAGAACAUCCGUAUCAUCAUACAACCACCUGCUACUGUCAUGGAUAUUGUCUUAAAGGGGCUAAUACUUGUGCUAAUAUUAGUAAACCUGGUGAUAAAAUGCCUUUUAUGGAGCGUAACAUCGAUAAAGCGAUUGUAAGGAUUACAAGAAAUAUUAAAUGCCAUCUUAGUAAAUCUAAAUCCAAAACAGAUUAUGACAUUCUUGUGAGUGGUGGAGCUCCUGGAAUAGGCCUCAAAUCCAACAAUCAACAUCUCUUUGUAUUUCUUCAUAUUGAUGAGUUUCAGCUCAUCGAUGAGUGGGAAUCUAACGCAGUUAUGAAAAGGAAAAUGGAAGAAAAACUGCUCUUUAAGGAAAUGAUCAAUGGCCUUGUAUUGUACAUGUUUAGUCCAUCCCAUAUUUUUGUCCAGCCAUUCCUUUCUGGAACAGCACCACAAUUUGUUAACUUUAUGAAAGAAUCAUCAAAGGUUUCAUUUGGAUUCGUCAAUUGCCCACAACUGUCGUUCAAAGCAAUGCUUAAGAUUGCAAAUCAUCAUGCACAAAAAUUUGACGCAGAAAAAUUUGACUGUGAUCUUGAGAAGGUAUUUCAGGUACAAAACGAUAUGUAUUGGCAAUCGUGGGAGACUUUUGUAGCAAAUUAUGAUGCAUUUCGUACAAAUCUGCUGAUAAAAUGUGGAAAAGAAUCAGCGCGUCUGAGUGAGUUAUAUCGUGGUACCCAUGGGACUCAAUCAACAUUAGAUAUUGAGGUGGAAUUGAAGGAACUUUCUGUUUGUUGUGCAAAACAACAAUUUCCAUGUGUAGAACUAACAGAUAAAAAAUCAAAUUCUAUUGAUUGGGUGAAGGGUGAGAAUGUGAUUGUUAAUGGUACAUCUGCUUUAUGGGAGGAUGCAUUCGUCAUCAGGAAAAAAGUUCAAAACAACAAAAAAAACAAAAAAUAUAUUCUAAUUCUUCACCAAUGUAAAUAUUACCUCUCAGGCAUGUACUACACUGCUGAAGAUUUUAAUAAUAAACACCGUAAGAAUCUUUUGGUCUCAGCUUCUACCACAAAAAAGCUUCAGAAUAUCCUUUUCAAACGCCAACACAUAACAGUUGCUUUUAUGAUACAACCAUUUGGCGACCCAAUUUCAACACCUGAUUGCCUCGUUAUCAUGAAAAGCAACUUUAAGUAG